AUGCAAGACGAGAGAAGAGGGGCUGCGGGCAACAUGGCCGCUACUGCGGCCGGUGUGGGCCGGCUAGAGGAAGAGGCGUUGCGGCGAAAGGAACGGCUGAAGGCCCUACGGGAGAAAACCGGGCGCAAGGAUAAGGAAGAUGGGGAGCCAAAGACCAAGCAGUUUAGAGAUGGCGAGGAGGACGGUGAGAAGCACAGGGAACUCAGGCUGCGGAACUACAUCCCCGAGGAUGAGGACCUGAAGAAGAGGAGGGUGCCCCAGGCCAAACCAGUCGCAGUGGAAGAGAAGGUGAAGGAGCAGCUAGAGGCCGCCAAGCCGGAGCCAGUCAUUGAGGAAGUGGACCUGGCCAACCUCGCACCCCGGAAGCCUGAUUGGGACCUCAAGAGAGAUGUAGCCAAGAAGCUGGAAAAGCUAGAAAAGCGGACCCAGAGGGCCAUCGCCGAGCUGAUCCGUGAGAGGCUGAAAGGCCAGGAGGACAGCCUGGCCUCUGCAGUAGAUGCCACCACCGGACAAGAGGCCUGCGAUUCGGAUUGAGGCCUGUCCUGUCCCCUCACCCACCAGCCAUCAGGCCUGGUCUGUAGGAGGAUGGUCUUGGACAAGAGUGGCGGCUGGGCUUGCCAUCCCCUCCAGUUUGGCUUCAGAGCAGUGACUCCCUGCCCCCACCAGUCUGAACCACCCUCCCUGAGGUCAGCUCCUAGUCUCCUGAGUGCUCCCACCACCCUGAGGGUGGGGCAGAGCCAGUAGCAACUCUGGGGGCUUGCCGUGUCUGUACAUAUGUGUGUAUUUUGGACUUCUUUUUUAAAAAUCUUUGAAAAUAGAAACAAGCAGACUCCUGUGUGUCGCAGAAAUUUAUCAAAUAUUUCCUGGGUCCAUGGGGCGCUGUCGGUUUGGGCCCCAAGACAGGGUGCCUGUAGAGGUCAUGCUUAACAUGAGUCCGGCCUGGGUUGGGCUCAGCAUGUUGAGGCUGGAGGGGUGGGGAGGACCCAGGUCCAGGCCCAGCCCUUGGUCAGCGGCGGUCCUCUCUGUCGUGAGUGACAGCCAGGCUCUGAGGCGGUUCUCUUAAGACCUGCCACAGGCCUUGUAGUUUUCUGUGGGACAGCGCCCAUCCUGGUCCUCUGUGGGCCCCUCACAGUGAGAGAGAAGUCUCUGUGAAGGGGUGAGCUGUGCCCCAACAAACCUCAGCUCAGGCCGCUCCAGGCUCAAGGGCCCGGGCACUGUUCUUUCUCACUCUGCCAAGCUCCAAGCAGCCCCUCUUCCCCCGUCACCGGUCAGGGCUAGACUCUGGCUUCCCUGGGACAGGGCCCCGCUGUGGAGCACAGUGGCCCAUUCUGCGAGUGACCAGGGUAGUGUAGGCUGGAUUUCGGGUGGUCUUGGGCCCUGGACCCCCAUGGUCCUGAGCUUCCUCUGUAGAAUUGACUCUCCAGAGGCUGACCGCCACUCUGCCUCCAGGUACCUGUGUUUAUCUCUAGAGUGAUAACACUCAGGUUUCCGUCAGGGUCUCCCUGUGAGCCGCCCUCCUCUGCCCGGAUCAUCCCAGUGUAUUCUUCCCUCUGUGCUGAGUUCCAGGAUACAGUGACCUGGCUUUGAGGGACGGUGUUGAGGACUCGGGCCAUUGAAGUGAACUGAGUGUGUACACGCAGAGACCAGCACACACGCAGUAAAUUCAAUACUUUGAGUUAAAUUAGGCAGCUACUCUAAGAAGGUAAUCCUGUGUAGUAAAUGAGCAGAAACUUGCAUCUGUGAGUGAGGGCUGAAGUGGUGGGUGGCUGGCUGCUGCGGUGAGCGGUGGGACAAGGCCAGGACUCUGAUGACCACAAGGGACAGGGGUCAGGACUGGAGCCAGGUUCCCUCUGCAUAGCCAGGGUCUGGAACUGGGCUGCCUUUUCUAGGAAUAAAAGAUGAAAAGACGCCCCCACUUCCUGGGCAUGCUGUUGGAAGCAGGAUGCUUGUCUGUGGCAGUGUGGGACGCAGACCACCUGGUGGUUGGCACCUGGGCUCCUGCUCAGCACCAGUGCUGGGACUAGAAUAAGGAUACCCCCACAGUAUGAGAGCCCAGAGAGCUGGUGGGUGUUUUGCUUCUGCAUGUACAGCUGUGUGUCCCAUAGCAAAACUGCCCUGCGGGGAGAGAAAAA
Molecule: messenger RNA, 2132 nt
Organism: Rhinolophus ferrumequinum (greater horseshoe bat)
Lineage: Eukaryota; Metazoa; Chordata; Mammalia; Chiroptera; Rhinolophidae
Gene: CCDC12
Product: coiled-coil domain containing 12
Cellular component (GO): post-mRNA release spliceosomal complex; U2-type spliceosomal complex
Source: RefSeq, a predicted model, not a curated record